AUGCCUACAGACACGGUUGUUUCUAUUUCCGAGACGCGCAUUAGACGAUCUUUUGGAGACCAAGGAGAGCAGGAUAUGUCGCAACUCGUGAUACCAGACGAGGUCAGUCCUUUUAAAAGAACAGCCUGCCUUUAGUGAUCCACUAAAUCCGAUUGAAUAUUUGUAGUUGGAUGAAAGUCUGCCUGAUAUCAACAGCCCCUCCCCAUUGUCAAUUUUGCAGCAUUUAGCAUGACAUAAGUGCUGUGGGGCGACAGAUGCUGUAAUAUCCACUUUUUAGGCAUGUUUUGCUUCGGAGUACGCGACUGGCUGUUUAUGAGCAAGUGCACAUAUAGCUCAACUGCUCAGUCUCGCACUGAACACUUGAUAAGUUGCAUCUUAUUAAUUGCAAUCAGUAGUAAAAUUUUCUUUUAAAUGCCACACCCCCUCUAAUUCACCUAACUGCCUCAUGGAAAUAAAAUGAUGGUAGGUGGAAGUAUAGCGUAAAAGUGACUGUUAUUUAUAAGCUCAGUCUUCCAUUUUCUGUUUGGAGUUUAGAUCCUCUGGAAUCCAAUACUGUCUGCCGGGAUUAGUCGGUAUCUGUCGAGGAAGGACCGUCUAAAUUGCCAGAGCCUUAUAUCCACAUGGGACCUCCUGACCACUCGAGUCCUUGGACUAACGCCAGAUGUCUGCAUUAGGCAAGUGCAACUGCUUGACACACUUCAAGAUGCGCCCCAAGGAGUCGAGAUCGUCACUCUGAAUUUUGCUGACCGUCGUGGAAAAAACGUCAUUCAAAUUUUAUCCACCCUUUCCAGCCCCAGUGGUACUGGACUCAUUAAUCUGACUACUUUGGACACCAUGAAACAACCAAUCAGCCCUGGACAAUUGGGUGUGCUCCUGUCUGAGUGUCCAAUGCCUCGCUUACGCAAUCUUUCUCUCUCUGUCAUUGUAAGUGACGUCAGACCACCGAUCACUGAGUGCUUGAAAUCUGAGCUCAAGCUGGAGGAAGUUGCUAUCCGAUUUUUUGGAGGUCUGUCGUCGUGCGAAUUGCUGCUGUUAAUCCAGAGCUUUGGCGACUUACGCAGGCUUUCCCUGGACGACUCCCACAUCGAUCGAUACCGGAUUAGCGGCUGGCGCAGAGUCUGGGAAGGUUAUCAGACUCGCAUUCCACAAUGGACCUCUCUUCAGAUUCACCACAAAUCAGAACUACUCGAUUUGUUCCUGGGUAAAAGUUGGUCUGAUUAUGAACUCUCAGAAUUGACCAUAUUGACAGAACCAGGCCACUUCUUCCCAAAGAGGUACAUUACGGAAUUCUACGUGAUACCCAGGAUUGUCAAAUAUCAUACGCUUAACAAACCCCAGUUCCAUACCCUCCAAUUUUGCAGAGACUGUGUCAGCGUGAAGAACAGACGCAACAUGCCAAGCCUACAGUGCCCAUCAACUGGCAUUGCUCAUGACGAUGAGUCACCAGUGAACUUCGUUGCCUGCUCUCUCAUGACUGUCGAGGACGAUUGCCUCCUUCAUCCCAUCAACCUACAUGACUUGUACCUUCAUAUAAGUCCUCCUGGAACGAGCUCAUCCACAACUGUGACGAAUUCCUCUCCCUCCCUAGCGUCUUCUGUAAGUAGAUGGCAAGCACCAGUAAGGGGUAAUGUGGAAACCCUGAUUCAACAUCGCUGCUCUGAAAUCCGACGUCUAUGCAUUCGUUUGUGCAAGCCUGGAAAUGAUGCGCGUAAAGGGAACUACGUCCAGGAGAUGCCGUCUCUCGCGAGAGAUUGUUUCCUCCCAAUUAUUGAGAAGUGUGGUCCAAAUCUUCAAUCUCUGGAAGUGUCCGCUGAGCUCAUCACAGCCUGUUGCUCCGAUGUGCUAACAACAAGGCGGCUUCUCCGACUGCAAGACAAGUGCUUAAAUGUUCGAAAGGUGACUGUGAUUGCCGGGGGUGAUCUGGUCGAGCGACAACUGCGUCCAUCCGCGAAGAAUAUUUCCACCUACUUGAGUCUCUUUCCGGCGCUGAAGGAAGUGCGUAUUGUUGCCGUAGACAUCUUCACUGAACAGAUUAUUCCAGAGAUCCUGACUACCUGUGGUCAUCUUCGGCGUCUCUACAUAUACUCCCUGAGGAAUCUUACGUUUGACUUUGCUUCGCUUCCGUCGCAUAAUGCCCUCGAGCUGCUCUUCAUGGAUUUGAAAGGAUUUGAUGUGAAGGAUCGUUUUGAAAUACUUUUGAAGGAAACACUUUCGCAACUUCACUCGCCCAGAUACAUCCUGAUUAAGGUUGAUCGUGGAAGAUAUCCGUUCAAGAAGACCUUGAGAGCCUUUUUCUCCGACAGGUCUGAAUUGCGGUGGUUGGUUGUAGUUUUCAACAGACACCGCAAAACACUCUUAUGUCAUGCAAACGAGAGCUGUGCUGCAGAACCAGAAAUUGUUAAAUGCCGCACUACCUACUUGUGCAGCCUUAUUCUUGCCUAUCCAGAGCUUUACAACAUAUUUUGGAGUGAAUUUCAGCAAUUUCAUAAGCGCUUUCUAUGCAAGCCCUAG
This is a messenger RNA of Spirometra erinaceieuropaei, 2511 nucleotides long. The record is from the annotation of a GenBank genome assembly. NCBI's taxonomy places the organism in Eukaryota, Metazoa, Platyhelminthes, Cestoda, Diphyllobothriidea, Diphyllobothriidae.